AUGAAGAGAAGAAGGAAGAAAAAAAAAGAAAAAAAAGAUGAUGAGAAAAAGGAAGAAAAAAAUGAUGAAGAGAAGAAAGAAGAAAAACAAGAUGAAGAAAAGCAUGACGAAGAGGGUACUGAAGUAGUUGAUUAUUCAAAUGUGGAGGUGCCAUCUUCCUUACAAUCCCUUUGUCGUUAUGUAGAAACGACACUAAAGCCUCAGGAGAAGAUCAUGACCUUCACAAUUGAGAAGGAGGUGUUUGGUGCAGAUCGCAGUACCUUCGUCUUGCAUGAAGAUAUUACACAGUUAGCAGGCAUGGAAGAAAUUGGGGCUACUGUGGUUGCAGUAUGUAUGAGGUGCUUAUAUGAUUGUUUGAGAGAAGCAAAUAUGUGCAGCAUGGUUGGCUUUAUCGACCCUGCUCAAGUUAGUGCCAACGCUGGGUCACUAAUUGACAGAUCACGAAUUGUAGCCAGUCGACUUCAGAAGACAGAUGGUGAACAGAUUUUCAUGAUGCCUUACAAUCCAGGCCGUCAUUGGGUCUUGCUGAUUGUGAGAGCAAAGAGGGAAACCGUCUAUUUUUUGGAUCCUCUGCUUGGAAAUCGUGUGGUUGAUGAGGAGGGCAAAAACAUCGUGAACAGUGCUUUAAAAAUUUAUAAUUCCCACAUAGGCAAACCAGGCCGUAAAGCACCAAUUUGGAAAACUCUGCCAGGCACACCAAAGCAACCCAACAGUGUUGAAUGCGGGUAUUAUGUGAUGCGCUUCAUGAGGGACAUCAUCAUGGAUCCUUCCUUGGAGUUUGAGAAGAAGGUAAGAAGAAAAUUUUCAGAAACAUUUUAUGUGGUUUUUUGUAUUAUCAACGACGGUCCUUUAAAAUUACCGUCGUUGAAUCGAUAUACUAUGUCGGUUAUGAAAAAUAGCGUCAUCUGUGAUUGA
Prunus armeniaca (apricot) is the source of this 915-nucleotide messenger RNA. Lineage: Eukaryota; Viridiplantae; Streptophyta; Magnoliopsida; Rosales; Rosaceae. The record is from the annotation of a GenBank genome assembly.